AUGUCUACUGCCACCGCUCCUGCUAAGCAAGCUCCUCCUCCCGCGCAGGCUGGACAGAGCCCCGGUUUGUUCGGUCAGAUGGCUUCCACCGCUGCCGGCGUCGCAGUCGGCUCCUCCAUAGGCCACGCCAUCGGCGGUUUCUUCGGCGGCGGCUCCUCCUCCCAGCCCGCUGAGCAACAAUACCAACAGCCUGCUGAGUCGUAUGCUCAACCCGGUGGCGCUAUGGACAAUAAUCUCUACAACUCCUCGUCACCUCAAGCCCAGGCUUCGGGCCCUUGCGCGAUGAAUAUCAAGCAGUACACGGACUGCAUGACGCAAAAUCAGGGAGACAUGAAUAUCUGCGGGUGGUAUUUGGAUCAGUUGAAGGCUUGUCAGGCUGCUGCGCGGCAGUACUAG
Messenger RNA from Cyphellophora attinorum, 396 nucleotides. Its product is annotated as Mitochondrial intermembrane space cysteine motif-containing protein MIX17. The record is from RefSeq and is a predicted model, not a curated record. The transcript has 2 exons. The coding region runs from base 1 to 396 and encodes 131 amino acids. Gene Ontology annotation, cellular component: mitochondrion; nucleus. Gene Ontology annotation, biological process: mitochondrion organization. NCBI's taxonomy places the organism in Eukaryota, Fungi, Ascomycota, Eurotiomycetes, Chaetothyriales, Cyphellophoraceae.